Messenger RNA from Elephantulus edwardii (Cape elephant shrew), 1869 nucleotides. It is a transcript of the gene TKFC, whose product is annotated as dihydroxyacetone kinase 2 homolog (S. cerevisiae). Lineage: Eukaryota; Metazoa; Chordata; Mammalia; Macroscelidea; Macroscelididae. Gene Ontology annotation, molecular function: ATP binding; glycerone kinase activity. Bases 1 to 1869 code for a protein of 622 amino acids. The record is from RefSeq and is a predicted model, not a curated record. Gene Ontology annotation, biological process: glycerol catabolic process. The transcript is spliced from 17 exons. Gene Ontology annotation, cellular component: cytosol.
AUGGCGAGGCCUGGGGCGGCCCGUCCGGGCGUGAGCGCAACACUAGGGGUGGACUCGAGCGAAGAGACAGGAGGCCCCCGCCCGCGCGCAGCGAUCUCCACCGCCGCUGCCUCCGCCCCAGACACGUUGCAGACCUCUAAGAAGCUGGUGAACUCGGUGGCCGGCUGCGCCGAUGAUGCCCUUACCGGCCUGGUGGCCUGCAACCCCAACCUGCAGCUGCUCCAGGGUCACCGUGUGGCCCUCCGCUCUGACCUGGACAGCCUCAGGGGCCGGGUGGCAUUGCUGUCCGGCGGGGGGUCCGGCCACGAGCCUGCCCACGCAGGCUUCAUAGGGAAGGGCAUGCUGACCGGGGUCAUCGCAGGAGCUGUGUUCACCUCCCCGGCCGUGGGCAGCAUUCUGGCGGCCAUCAGGGCCGUGGCCCAGGCAGGCACUGCGGGGACCCUCCUCAUUGUGAAGAACUACACGGGGGACCGGCUCAACUUCGGCCUGGCCCUGGAGCAGGCCCGGGCAGAGGGCAUCUCAGUGGAGAUGGUGGUGAUUGGAGACGACAGUGCUUUCACGACCCUGAAGAAGGCCGGCCGGCGGGGCCUGUGUGGCACUGUGCUUAUCCAUAAGGUAGCAGGUGCCCUGGCAGAGGCUGGCGUGGGGCUGGAGGAAAUCACCAAGCGGGUGAGCGCAGUUGCCAAGGCCAUGGGUACCCUGGGGGUGAGCUUGUCCUCCUGCAGCGUCCCUGGCUCCAAACCCACCUUUGAACUCUCCAGCGAGGAGGUAGAGCUGGGCCUUGGCAUUCAUGGGGAAGCUGGUGUACGUCGGAUCAAGAUGGCCACGACUGAUGAGAUUGUGAAGCUCAUGCUUGAUCACAUGACCAGCCCCUCCAACGCGUCCCACGUGCCAGUGAAGUCAGGCUCCUCAGUGGUGCUGAUGGUCAACAACCUGGGUGGCCUGUCCUUCCUGGAGCUGGGGAUUGUCGCCGACGCUGCUGUCCGCUGUCUCGAGGGUCGCGGGGUGAAGAUCGCCCGGGCACUGGUGGGCACCUUCAUGUCUGCGCUGGAGAUGCCUGGCGUGUCCAUCACCCUCCUGCUGGUUGAUGACUCCCUCCUGAAACUGAUAGAUGCUGAAACCAGCGCAUCGGCAUGGCCCGUGACGGCCAAGGUCACUGUGACUGGGCGGAUACGGAGCCGAGCAGCCCCUGCUGAGCCCCCAGAGACCCUUGUCUCCACGGCUGGAGGAGGUGCAUCCUCAAAGCAGAUGGUGCUGGUGCUGGAGCGGGUGUGCACCACGCUGCUGGGCCUGGAGGAGCGUCUCAACGCCCUGGACCGGGCUGCUGGUGACGGGGACUGCGGGACCACGCACAGUCGCGCUGCCCGGGCCAUCCAGGAGUGGUUGAAGGCUGGCCCAGCCCCUGCCAGUCCUUCCCAGCUACUCUCCAGAUUGUCCGUCCUGCUGUUGGAGAAGAUGGGAGGCUCCUCAGGGGCGCUUUAUGGCCUGUUCCUGACUGCGGCUGCCCAGCCCCUCAAGGCCAAGACUGACCUCCCAACCUGGUCUGCUGCCAUGGAUGCUGGCUUGGAGGCCAUGCAGAAGUAUGGAAAAGCUGCUCCCGGGGACAGGACUAUGCUGGACUCUCUGUGGGCAGCAGGACAGGAGCUGCAAGCCUGGAAGAGGCCAGGCGCUGACCUGUUCCAGAUCCUGACCAAGGCCGUCAAGAGUGCAGAAGCUGCAGCAGAGGCCACCAAGAAUAUGGAAGCUGGAGCCGGAAGGGCCAGUUACAUCAGCUCCGCGCGCCUGGACCAGCCGGACCCUGGGGCCGUGGCAGCUGCCGCCAUUCUCCGCGCCAUCCUGGAGGUCCUGCAGGGCAGCCGGGGGGUGUGA